AUGUCCGCCCCGGGCGGCGCGUCGUGCCUGUCCUUCGGCCGUCGCGCUCCCCCCCCCGCCGCCGCCGCUCCCGCGGGCGACCGCGAUCCGCCUCGACCGUCCCCAUCCCUCGCCGCCUCCUCCGCCUCCUCCUGCGCGGACGGGGCUCCCAAACCGCGGACGGCCGGCCUCGAAGCGGACGACGACAAGAGGGCGGACGGGAACGGCGACGACGCCGAGCUUCGCGAGAUCCUCGCGCUCGCGGGCAUCAAACUCGACGACGAACCGAGGGACCUGUUCGCCCCCGAUGUCCUCCGGCGCGUCGGAGAGGACGCCGCCGCGCCGGUGGACCCGCGCGUCGCCUCCGCGGUCGACGCCCUCCACCGGCGUUGCUUCCCCGAGGGCGAAGACGGGGCGCCGCCCUCGUGGUGGCGACCGGGGUGGGGCGACGACGUCUUCCCGCCGAACGACCCGCCGAGCUCCGUCGAUCCCGCGAACGGCGAGGAGACGGCCGGCGAGACGAACGGAACGCGAGACGGAACACGCGUGCCCUUCGAGGACGACGACCCGGCGGACGACUGGCACAAGCGCGUCGGCGCAGCGUUGCGCGACCUGGCCGCCCUCAACGACUCCCACCGAGCCGAACCCUCCGCCUCUCCCCCCGCCUCCGCCUCACCCCAAGCCUCCACCGCCACGGGGCGCGACCUGGACCGGAUGCUCGGCGCGUGCAAGGUGGUCCUCGCGUGGUACGCUGGCGUCCUCGACGAAGGACACAGCUGUGUGCCGACGCCGCCGCUGGGCACGCACGUCAUACGCCGGCGAUCCAUCGGAGACACCGACGAUUUGGACGACGCGCACAGAGCCCACAUGGCGAACCUGGCGUCGACGUGGAAACCCGGCGAUCCGCAACCCUUCUCCCCGGGUUUGCCCACGUCGCUGUACAUCCAGGACCAGUGCUCGUACCACUACGACCGUGUUCGAACCGCGGAUCACUUCCUCGACGGGACGAAGCAGCGGGUGCGAGCCAGCGUGAAGGUUGUCAUCGCGCCGCGGGUGACGUCGGGUGGGGCGACGAACGUGGUGGUGGACCUGUCAAACGCGCCGCCGCCGAUGCCGCCGCCGCGCCCUCGCGUGGGCCUCCAGCCCAAGUCGUUCUUCGACGAUCCGAGCGAUCCGGACUGGUGCAGGGAUUGCGUGUGCUUCGUCGAACUGGGCGGCGCGUCCGGGCACCCCGAUUUCCUCAGGCGUCUCAGGGGCAAGGGCGCCAACCCGAGCGUUCAGGAGUCGGGAACGGAGACGGAAGUGUACGAGUUCACCCCCCCCGGCGUGCUGGUCGGGGAUUUCCUGAGGGGACCCGACGACUGCCAAGCGGUGCCGUGGGGCCGAUGUACAGUCGAGUGCAAGUCCACCGGUUUGCGCGCGACGCUCGACUGCGGCGUCGGGGAGGCCGAGUACAUCCGCGUGGGCGCCGUGUCCGGGGCGAUCAAACGGGACGGAACCAACGUCGCGAUGGUCCUCGGCAACCUUCGAGGCGUGGGCUUCCACGUGGCGCGUCUCGAUUCGCCCCCCGGUACCGACGCGCCCCCCCCGACCGUCGCCGAGGUGAUUCCACCCGACCCGACCAAGGCUGGCGAGAUCCCGCGGGGUUUCCGCGGGCUCUACGUCCCGGGAGGGUACGCCAACCGAAGGCUGUGGCACGCGUGCGCCGACGCCGCCAGGCGUAACGUGGACUGGGACGUGGAGCACGAGGGCGAUGUGGACCAACGCAUUCACGCGUACGCUUUGUUUCAGAUGAAGCAGCACUGGCAGAGGCUCGAGGCGGCGAAGGUGCCGCUGUUUUUGAGUACCGGGAUCAAGGGACGGGAGAUGCGGUACGAGUUCGCGUGCGUCGUGGCGGACUCGCCGGGGCCCGAUCAGGAGCCGCCGCUGCCGAGGUUUUGGGAGGACAGGAAGGCGCCGCCGCUGGUGGACCCGGAGCCCGACGGACUCUUCAAUCACCCCGCCGCCGCACCCAAAGGGUGA
Messenger RNA from Micromonas commoda, 2001 nucleotides. RefSeq lists its product with no specific name. NCBI's taxonomy places the organism in Eukaryota, Viridiplantae, Chlorophyta, Mamiellophyceae, Mamiellales, Mamiellaceae. Bases 1 to 2001 code for a protein of 666 amino acids. The transcript is spliced from 2 exons. The record is from RefSeq and is a predicted model, not a curated record.